AUGCCUCUUACACGAACUCACCGUCACUCUGCCCCUCGUCGCUCCAUCUUCAGCACUCGCCGUCGUGCUCCAGCUCGUUCCAACCGUCACACUGUCACUACCACUACUACUACCACGACAAAGCCCCGUCGUGGAAUGUUCGGCGGCGGUUCUACUGCACGACGCACACAUGGCGCUGCUCCUGUUCACCACCACCAGCGCCGACCUUCUAUGAAGGACAAGGUCAGCGGUGCUCUCCUUAAGAUCAAGGGCAGCUUGACUCGCCGUCCUGGCGUCAAGGCUGCUGGCACUCGACGCAUGCACGGCACUGAUGGCCGUGGUGCUCGUCACCGCCGCUACUAA
Messenger RNA from Fusarium venenatum, 342 nucleotides. RefSeq lists its product as uncharacterized. Lineage: Eukaryota; Fungi; Ascomycota; Sordariomycetes; Hypocreales; Nectriaceae. The record is from RefSeq and is a predicted model, not a curated record.